AUGAAUCUGAAAAUGGCAGAUCUUCAGCUACCAACUACUCUCGAGUCUGUUGAAGAGCAUACUCGAGCUACGAUUAAGACACUCUUCGCCUUUCUUCAUGCUCAAGGCCAGGGUGACUACCUUGGAGAGCGAGUGACGCAACUUGAACAUUCGUUGCAAUGUGCAGAGUUCGCAGUCAACUCGGAAGAGUAUAGGAAUGAUCCAGAGGUCAUUCUUGCUGCUUUGCUGCAUGAUGUUGGGCGCUUUAUUCCAGCCGCGGAGAAGAUGGAAAAGAUGAUUGCCCCAGAUGGCAAGUAUAUUGGUCGGAUGAGCCAUGAGAUCAUAGGCGAGUCUUAUCUGCGCCAGAUAGGAUUCAGCGAGAGAAUCUGUCAAUUGGUCGGAGCUCAUGUCAUGGCUAAGCGGUAUCUUGUCUCUACGGAUGAAAAAUAUCAUGAUGGGUUGAGUGAGACUAGCAAACGCACUCUGCGUUUUCAGGGAGGUGCCUUCACUGAGAAGGAGAUCUCAGAGUCUCAGAAAGAUCCAUGGCUACAGGCAAAGCUUGCAGUCAGACGAUGGGAUGACCUGGCCAAAAACCCAGACUGUGUAGUGUCUCCGCUUGAAGUCUAUGAAGAGAUUGCUUAUCAAUGUCUACUGGAAUCACGGUCAAAGUUCACUCUCCAUUCAAAGGAGUAUCAAAUCCCAACUCAACCAACUGUGGUCAUUUGCAUCGAUGGAUUCGACCCAGAGUACUUGGAAUCGGGACUCAAGGGAGGUCUCUUGCCUGCAAUGAGAAAGAUGGUUGAUAAUGGCUUUCAUGCAACCGCUAAAAGCUGUAUGCCAUCUUUUACGAAUCCCAACAAUGUGUCCAUUAUCACGGGCGCACCGCCAUCCAUCCACGGCAUCGCAGGGAAUUUCUACCUUGAUCGAGAAUCUGGCGAGACGAAAAUGAUCGUCGAUGAUUCCUUGCUUCGAGGCUCCACUCUGCUUGAGCAAAUGUUCCAGAGAGGAGUACGAGUCGGCGCUAUCACCGCAAAGGACAAGCUUCGCAAAAUCCUCGGACAUGGUUUGAAUGGAGCAAUUUGCUUCUCAGCUGAAAAAGCAGCCAGUUGCACACUGGAGAAGAAUGGAAUUGAGAAUGUUGAGUCGUGGUUGGGUCAGCCGGCUCCAAGUCAAUACUCCGGCGAGCUGUCGUUGUUUGUUUUGGAUGCUGGAGUGAAGCUUCUACAAGAAAAAAGGUGUGACUUUUUAUACUUGACGCUCUCGGAUUUCAUCCAGCACAAACAUGCUCCCGAAAGUAAGGAGGCCGAUGAAUUUAUGCAUGCCAUCGAUGAAAGACUGCAGAAAUUAGUCUCUUUGGCUCCUGUUGUUGGAGUGACUGGUGAUCAUGGUAUGAGCCAGAAGUCAAAUGAACAGGGUGAGCCGAAUGUACUGUUCCUUGAAGAAACCCUGAACAGUACAUUCGGCCAAGAGGCUACUCGAGUCAUUUGUCCUAUAACGGACCCGUUCGUACGACAUCAUGGAGCUCUUGGAUCCUUCGUCCGAGUCUACUUGAAGGACAUCACAAACCUCGAUGCCAUGUUGGCAUUUUGCCAGUCUCUUCCUGAGAUUGAAGAGGCACUCAGCCGGGAAGAUGCGGCCAAUAAAUACGACAUGCCUUUUGACCGGGAGGCCGACAUCGUCGCUAUUUCCAAGUCCCAUGUUGUACUGGGUAGCAAAGAAUCGGAUCAUGAUCUCUCCAAAGUCAGGGACCACCCGCUGCGAUCGCAUGGAGGACUCAGCGAGCAGCAUAUUCCGGUGCUUACGUCCAAGCCAGUAAAGAAUCAGGCGACUGCUUUGCAAAAGAGCUGGAGAAACUAUGAUAUUUUUGAUCUUGUUCUCAACUGGGUGUCGUGA
Penicillium malachiteum is the source of this 1872-nucleotide messenger RNA. RefSeq lists its product as uncharacterized. Gene Ontology annotation, molecular function: phosphonoacetate hydrolase activity. The transcript has 3 exons. NCBI's taxonomy places the organism in Eukaryota, Fungi, Ascomycota, Eurotiomycetes, Eurotiales, Aspergillaceae. Bases 1 to 1872 code for a protein of 623 amino acids. The record is from RefSeq and is a predicted model, not a curated record.